Molecule: messenger RNA, 2372 nt
Organism: Seriola dumerili (greater amberjack)
Lineage: Eukaryota; Metazoa; Chordata; Actinopteri; Carangiformes; Carangidae
Gene: aldh7a1
Product: aldehyde dehydrogenase 7 family member A1
Exons: 2
Coding region: 76-1704 (542 amino acids)
Molecular function (GO): aldehyde dehydrogenase (NAD+) activity
Source: RefSeq, a predicted model, not a curated record
UGAGCUGUGAGUACACAUCGAGUUCUUCCAUGCUGAGGAGCGGACGUGGCCCACUGGAAUUGACAUCAACCAGCCAUGCAGCGCUGCCUCACUCUGACUCUUGCACGGCACAGCAGGCUCGUCUUGAGAAAUAAAUUUGCAUCUGUCCACUGCCAGCAGUCAGCAGCCAUGUCAGGUCUCCUCAUCAACCAGCCGAAAUACUCCUGGCUGAAAGAGCUAGGCCUGUCUGAGGACAACCCUGGUGUUUACAACGGGAGCUGGGGAGGCAGCGGGGAGGUCAUCACGUCUUACUGCCCCGCCAACAAUGAGCCGAUCGCCAGAGUUACCCAGGCAACAAUGGCAGAGUAUGAAGAAACUGUCCAGAAGACGAGGGAGGCUUGGAAGAUGUGGGCAGAUAUUCCAGCUCCAAAAAGAGGGGAGAUUGUGAGGCAGAUUGGUGAUGCUCUAAGAAAGAAGAUCAAAGUCCUCGGGAGCCUGGUGUCCCUAGAAAUGGGCAAGAUCUAUGUUGAGGGAGUGGGCGAGGUUCAGGAAUACGUUGAUGUCUGUGAUUAUGCUGUUGGUCUGUCGAGAAUGAUCGGUGGGCCCAUCUUGCCUUCAGAAAGACCAGGCCAUGCUCUGAUCGAACAGUGGAACCCAGUCGGUCUGGUCGGCAUCAUCACUGCCUUUAACUUCCCUGUGGCUGUGUACGGCUGGAACAAUGCCAUCGCUCUGACCUGUGGCAACGUCUGCCUCUGGAAAGGAGCUCCAACCACACCUCUCACGAGUGUUGCAGUUACCAAGAUUGUGGCUGAGGUGCUGGAGCAGAACAACCUGCCCGGCGCAAUCUGCUCCAUGACCUGCGGAGGCGCUGAUAUCGGCACCGCCAUGGCGAAGGAUGAGCGUGUGGAUCUGCUGUCGUUCACUGGCAGCACCCAUGUUGGCAAGAUGGUGGCCAUGAUGGUGCAGGAAAGGUUUGGUCGCAAACUGCUGGAGCUCGGCGGAAACAAUGCUAUCAUUGUGUUUGAGGACGCUGACCUAAAUCUUGUGGUGCCCUCUGCUGUCUUCGCAUCCGUGGGAACCGCUGGCCAGCGCUGCACCACAACCAGGAGGCUGAUGCUGCAUGAGAGCGUUCACGACACAGUGGUCGAGAGGAUUACCAAAGCCUACAAACAAGUCCGCAUCGGAGACCCCUGGGAUCCCAGCACCCUGUAUGGGCCUCUGCACACCAAACAAGCGGUGGAUCAGUACCUGGCAGCUAUUGAGCAGGCCAAGAAACAGGGCGGCACUCUGGUCUGUGGAGGAAAGGUGAUGGACCGUCCUGGAAACUACGUGGAGCCCACCAUCAUCACAGGGCUGGCUCACGACGCUCCCAUCGUCCAUACAGAAACCUUUGUCCCCAUCCUCUAUGUCCUCAAGUUCAAGACAGAAGAGGAGGCAUUUGCGUGGAACAACGAGGUCAAGCAGGGUCUGUCCAGCAGCAUCUUCACCAAAGAUAUGGGCCGGGUUUUCCGCUGGCUGGGACCCAAAGGAUCCGACUGCGGCAUCGUGAAUGUCAACAUUCCUACCAGCGGAGCUGAGAUCGGAGGAGCCUUUGGUGGGGAGAAACACACUGGAGGUGGAAGAGAGUCUGGCAGUGACUCAUGGAAGCAGUAUAUGAGGCGUUCAACGUGCACAAUAAACUACAGCAAGGAUCUUCCUCUUGCCCAGGGAAUCAAGUUUGAGUGAAGCCUUGAAGUUGUUUAAUUAAGCUUCGAUGAGCCCAAAAGGACAACACUACAUGUUUUCAAGUGGCAGAGUGUUGCUUAAUAAUGCAAGACAUUUGUUUUUGCAUUUUUGAAUUCAGAAAGGUCAGUUUAAUUUGAACAGAAUUUGAAAUACUUUUGGAUGGGUCUCAUUAGUCAUGCAUCAAAUCUAUGUAUGUGGUUGUGGUUUUAGAUACUAAUCCUGGAUUUGAAGUUUGAAAAUAGUUUUGUGUUUAAGGUCAAAUACUGUUUCCUCAAAGGUUGGGGUGCACUUUUCUACAAGCACUUAGAAACUGGGUUUGAGAGCUAGAUGACUGUAGCAGAUACUUUAUACGGUAUAAUAAAUAAAUCUUUACUUUGGGAAAAAAGUGGUGUUGACAUUAUCAACAUGUCAAAUUAGAAUAUGACGGUCAAUCAGAUGGUUGAUUUUAUAUAAACAGAAAGACACUUGUGAAUGCGAGAUACAGUAUUUCUGACAUGGUAAAUAGCAUUUCAUCACAGACUGUUUGAAAAGGAGUUAAGUGUUAAAACACUGUUGUUUGCAUCUUUACUACAGCAUUAAUAUACUGUGCUUUGCAUCUAAAGCGCCCUUUAAGAAAUGGUCACAAUGUGCUUUUCAGACUAACCACAAAUAAAAGCUUCUUGUUGAUA